Stomoxys calcitrans (stable fly) is the source of this 785-nucleotide messenger RNA. It is a transcript of the gene Smn, whose product is annotated as survival motor neuron protein. Gene Ontology annotation, biological process: mRNA processing. Gene Ontology annotation, molecular function: RNA binding. The record is from RefSeq and is a predicted model, not a curated record. Gene Ontology annotation, cellular component: cytoplasm; nucleus. Bases 92 to 736 code for a protein of 214 amino acids. NCBI's taxonomy places the organism in Eukaryota, Metazoa, Arthropoda, Insecta, Diptera, Muscidae. The transcript is spliced from 2 exons.
AAUUAGAAAAAUUUUGUUUCGAAAGUUAGCGACGUCGUUAACUUCAUUGAUUGAUUUGUUUGGCUGGAAAGUGAUUUGUUUAUAUCAAAAGAUGUCCAACCCGCAAGGAGAAACGAAGAAUACUGCUGAGGAUCCUUGGGAUGAUACGCUUUUGAUUAAGGCCUAUGAUGAUUCGGUUAAGCUGGCCAGAGAAGAAUUGGCACGUCGUAUUUCGCUGUCUACGAGCAAGGCGGCGGCGGAUAAGGAUAAAAGUGGUGACAAUAAGACCGAUAGUAAAACUAAUGAAAAUGUAUAUAAAGUUGGCGAUUAUGUACGCGCUACCUUCGAAGAUGGCAUUGAUUAUGAGGGGAAAAUAAUAUCAAUUGACCAAAGCGCUGGAACUUGCCUAUUAAAAUACAUCGGCUACGAAAACGUGCAGCAGGUACCGUUAACCGAACUUGUAGCUUCUUGGGGCAAAAAGGUACGCCGUUUGCAAUUUGCUAAUGCCAAACUCCAAGCAGAAAACUCAAAUAAUGAGUACCCAAGCACAAGUAACAAGGCAGCAAAGAAAAACAAGUCGAAAAUUAGCAAGUCUUCUAUGCCUCCUCCACCACCCAUUCCACCAAUGCUGACCGCAUCGCAAAAUGCAGAAGAUUCGGAACAUCUUUCGGCAAUGUUAAUGUCAUGGUAUAUGAGUGGAUAUUAUACAGGGGUCUAUCAGGGCAUGCAAAUGGCAAAAUCCAAGGAGAAAAAUUAAGCGCUUAUAUAGGUGUAUAUACCGAUUAAUAAAUAACAUAUAACAAUUA